CUCUCUGUCUGGUUGGGGCAAAAUUUGAGCAGGACAGUCCGGACACAUGGACACACCACAGCAGAUGAAAGACACCCUGCAGCGGUGCAUAGACACACACAAAGAUGAGCUGCACAGUUUGAGUCGGGACAUUUGGAGCCGACCUGAACUCGCCGGAAACGAGACGCACGCGCACGACAGGCUGGUGCGCUUCUUCUCCCAGGACAAGACAUGGACGGUGGAGACUCACUACAAGAUACCGACAGCAUUCCGGGCUAGCUGGGGUCCGGUCGGUGGUGGUGGUGGUGGUGGUGAACAGGUUGUGAAUGUGGGGUUCCUGUGCGAGUACGACGCACUUCCGGGUAUCGGGCACGCGUGCGGGCACAAUCUGAUAGCAGAGGUGGGAGCUGCUGCAGCUGUGGGGCUGAAGGCUGCUUUAGAGAGGCAGACUGGGCUCCCUGGACCUGUGAAGAUAACAGUUCUGGGAACUCCUGCGGAGGAGGAUAUAGGAGGAAAGAUUGACCUGAUCAAUGCGGGAGCCUUCGCUGAUGUCGACCUCGUCUUCAUGGCUCACCCGACUCAGCAAGAUGCUUCAUUCCUGCCCUGUGUCGCACUCGAUGAGGUGAUGGUGAAGUACCAUGGGAAGGAAUCUCACGCCUCUGCGUACCCUUGGGAGGGAGUGAACGCCCUGGAUGCUGCUGUGUUGGCCUACAACAACCUCUCUGCACUCAGGCAGCAACUCAAACCAGACUGGAGGCUUCAUGGCAUCAUCAAACAUGGAGGGGUGAAGCCCAACAUCAUCCCUGCCUACACGGAGCUAGACUUUUAUCUGCGCACGCCCCUGGUUAAGGAUCUUAAUGACUUAAAGGCCAAAGCUGAGGCUUGCUUCAGGGCAGCUGCUGUUGCCACCGGCUGCCGAGUGGAGAUGAUCUAUCCAUAUCAUGCCUACUAUAACAUUCUGCCUAAUGCCACGCUGGCAACCCUGUAUGAAAACAAUGGGAAAGCUUUGGGGAUUCAGUUCCCAGAGCAGCCGGCCAACUUCGCUGGUUCCACAGACUUUGGCAACGUAUCAUUCAUAGUUCCCGGUAUCCAUCCUUUCUUCUACAUCGGCACCGAUGCGCUCAACCACACUGAGGAAUACACCGAAGCAGCAGGAGCUGAAAAGGCCCAGUUGUUCACCCUGAGGACAGCCAAAGCCCUGGCUAUGACAGCUGUGGAUGUAGUGUGCAGCCCUGAUCUGCUGAAGCAAGUGAGAGACGACUUCAGCCUGGCCAAUCUGAAAUAGGAGAAAUUACAAGAAGGCAGCGAUACAGCUUUGACAGCUCCACAAAGUUACUUUAAUAGUAAUUAUGGGGAAAUUUCAUAGCUGACAAGUUAGUAAAGGGUUUUUGGGCUUUGAUUAAAGAGCUCACGUUGGGGAACAGCACUUCCAACAGUUUGUACCUUUUGAUGGAUAGAGACGUAAAGCUAUACGCAGUGUGGUUUAUAAUAUUUACGACAACAGGGCUUAUGAGUAUCUCAAAUACCACCUUUGUUAGGUUGGACGAGCUCAUUCCCACCAGACUAGAACUGGUUUUAGCAGCUGUUGCUUGUGGUUUAAAAUCAGCGUGGGAAGUAAAUAGCAAGAAGUAAAUAGAAGUAGAAUAACACCACAGUUUUAAAUAGAAGGAAAAAGUAUGACUUAUGUGAAACUAAGAAGUGUGUGGCUAACUUCUUGGUAUUCAUUUUGUGUAUUUUUUAAUGGGUUUUAGAAUAAACUGUAUCAUAAAGAGGAAGGCACAACAGAAAGGUGAAGCCAAAAUGUCUCUAUCGCCCUCUGGUGGCUGGCUGCAGUAUAGGUCAGACCCCGUCCCCUCCAUGUUAGCGGAUGGGCCAAAAUACAAACUCAAAGUUCUUGUCAAAUAAGUUUUGACAUGGUUUCUGUCGUUAGGUAAUUCUUCUUGUUUUUUGGAUAAGUUUUGUUUUGCUUAGUUAUUUGAUGCAAUAGAGCGCUCCAGGAAUGAGUAAUAAAACCUGGAAAUUAGGUAGCGUUUUGGCACUCCAGGUUCCCUCAACUCGAAGUCAGUGGGUUUUUUGAAUGGGUAUUUGGUAAGAUGCCUGAAAUAAGGUCUAUGGUUAACACAAGCUUAUUAAGAGACUUUCACGUUCUGUUCUACGACAUAAAAUACAUCAGUAAAUACCCCACUUGUGAAUUUUGAAGUUUUGUGUGUCUUACAAAAAGGUGGUUGCUAAUGCUAAAUGAGACUACAGAACUUUAGCCAUACAGCCUCGUUGUGAUAAGGAUGCUAAGACAUGCGACUGUGGUGUAGUUCGUUCAUAGCCUAACGUUAGCUUUUUACCUCUGGCAAUUGCAAUUAAGCUUCGAAAAUCAUAAAAGUGUUGCUCAUUUGUAAAGAUUAUUUUGCUAAACAAAACAUGCUACAGAGUUUAUUUUGUGCAACAAUCCAGAAUUGGCUUUUUGACCAGGGAACCAGGGCGACGCUCACUUCCACGUCGGGCUACAGAAAAACGUCAUCCCUUGAGCACUCUAUAAAAAGGGGGUUUGACGGCAUGAUUGACAGCUGUGUGCGCCAAUCAGUGGCACUGUUAGUGAUUGGUCGGAUGGCGGGAACUCAAUACUGCGGAGAUGGCUAAAGCACAGACUCCGGCUCCGAAUGAUGUCACCAGUGCAAGAUGGCAGCUGUCGUAUCCAGGAUAUUUUGGCUUCAUUUUUGUACAGUGAGAGGACAUGGAGACGUGUUGUCCAUCUUAAUGUACAGUCAUAGUUUUUAGCCAUGGUUUCAAGGAUGGUUAAGUCUGUUGGUUUGUUGAUCCACCACUUUGGUCUGGACUGAAAUAUUUCAACAACUAAUGGAUAGAUUAACAUGACAUUUUGUUUAAACAUUCAUGGUUCUCGAAUUAUGAAAUUUGUCUCUGGUGAUCACCUGACUCUUUGUCUAGUGCUGCCAUCAGUUUGAUGGUUUUGUUUUUAUCUCCGAAAAACUAUUGGAUGAUUUCUGGUCAAAAUUUGAUUUUGUGUAAUAGUACUACAGUCUCACAGAAU
Messenger RNA from Epinephelus fuscoguttatus (brown-marbled grouper), 3022 nucleotides. RefSeq names its product peptidase M20 domain-containing protein 2-like. The transcript is spliced from 7 exons. Bases 47 to 1264 code for a protein of 405 amino acids. The record is from RefSeq and is a predicted model, not a curated record. Gene Ontology annotation, molecular function: dipeptidase activity. Lineage: Eukaryota; Metazoa; Chordata; Actinopteri; Perciformes; Serranidae.